Molecule: messenger RNA, 744 nt
Organism: Alternaria incomplexa
Lineage: Eukaryota; Fungi; Ascomycota; Dothideomycetes; Pleosporales; Pleosporaceae
Exons: 2
Coding region: 1-744 (247 amino acids)
Source: RefSeq, a predicted model, not a curated record
AUGCGUCCCUCCAGCUACAUCCCGCUCCUCGCCGGCGCUGCCAUUGCGCAAGAGUCCGCGACGAUCCUCAACUUCUUCCAAUUCGACAGCACCCUCACCGUGCUCGGUUCGGAUGCGAGCGCAACAACCUAUGAGAACAGCUGCCCGUCAGAUGGAGUCGGCGUGUCAGUCGUGCCGUCUGAUCUUCUACCGAUCACAGACGACCCCUCCGAGACUCCCUCACCUACACCCGCGCCUCGCAUGCGCCGCCAGGACGAUGAUUCCAACGAGGACUACUCCUUCUGCGAGCCUUAUACCAUCCUACAAGGCCCCGAGACGUACGAGAUGCACCUCACGGACCCGACUCCAGGCGCGUGGACAAUGGAUAUGGCCUGCAGCUGGCAGGGCGCAAUGUCAACGGCAGACUUGACCUGCGACGUCACCCAGAGCGGAUACGUCCCGGACCAGGCCGACCAAGUCGCGUCCACGAGCGUCUUGUCGCAGAGCGAGAUACAGGAGAUGGAGGCGUAUCAGGUGGUUGCACUAGUCACCGCAACUGGUGCGUCUUCCCCAGGAUCAGCCUCAGCGACUGGAGGGCCAUCACCUACUGGCCCGGCAUCAGGAACAGGAGCUACAUCGCCUUCGAGGUCUCAAUCCGGUGCCGCCUCGACGCCGAGCACUGGUUUAGCACCUGCUGGAUCUCUCCCGACUGCCUUGGCCAUGAUGGGUGCUGUGGGCAUUUUGGCGGCAGCCGUAGCUCUGUGA